AUGACGGAGCGGGAGGCGAGAUGUUUGUUAACAGUAUUGGAGGAUUAUGCGGCUGCCUCGAGCCAAAGCAUUAAUUUUGAAAAAAGUUCCCUGUUUUUUAUCAUAGAUGCCCCAGAAGAUUGUGUAGGAAUAUGUCUGAGUUGUUGCAUAUCCAAGGGAAGGACGGUACGCCGGAACAUUAGUGCUCGGCUUCAUGGAUGGGCUGAGCAAUUUUUAUCCACUGCCGGGAAAGAGGUGUUAAUCAAAGCAGUGGCUAUGGCAAUGCCGAAUCAUGCCAUGUCAUGCUUCAAAUUACCGGUAAGGUUGUGUUGUGAAAUAGAGAGUGAGAUAGCGCGGUUUUGGUGGAAAACUGGGAAGGACCGUUAUCUUAUUCAUUGGGUGGGAUGGAAACAAUUAUCGAUGCUCAAGAAGGAUGGUGGUUUGGGUUUUAGAGAUUUGGUUUGUUUCAACCUUGCUAUGCUGACGAAGAUUGGUUGGAGGAUUUUGGGCCAGCCUCAAUCCCUUUUGGGGAGGGUGCUGCACGAUAAGUACCAUUCAGGUGUGGGUUUUAUGGAGGCCAGGGUUGGGAGGACAGUGUCUUGGGGAUGGCGAGGGCUCAUGCAGGGGAGACGGAUAUUACUGGCUGGUCUGUGUUGGUGGGUGGGGAAUGGAAAAAGCAUUCGGGUCACGGAGGACCCAUGGAUACCAAAGCCUCACACUUUUAAGACGAGUUCACGACAUCUGGACCUACCCUUGACUAUGGCUAACCUGAUUGAUUCUGAGUUGAAGGUAUAG
Messenger RNA from Prunus armeniaca (apricot), 774 nucleotides. Lineage: Eukaryota; Viridiplantae; Streptophyta; Magnoliopsida; Rosales; Rosaceae. The record is from the annotation of a GenBank genome assembly.